Onychomys torridus (southern grasshopper mouse) is the source of this 825-nucleotide messenger RNA. It is a transcript of the gene Tsga13, whose product is annotated as testis specific 13. The transcript has 7 exons. Bases 1 to 825 code for a protein of 274 amino acids. NCBI's taxonomy places the organism in Eukaryota, Metazoa, Chordata, Mammalia, Rodentia, Cricetidae. The record is from RefSeq and is a predicted model, not a curated record.
AUGGGCCCAAAGAAAUAUACCAAGUUUCAUGAUAACAGAUCAUCAAAGACUUUGGGAAAUGCCUCUAUUAAACUUCAGAAAAAAAUAGGUCCAGAUGGUGACGAGAUAUAUGAUACGGCAGGGCAAUCAAAAUUUGUCCUUAAGAACCUUAAACACUACACAGUCCAUCCAAAUAUGGCCAAAUACUAUGAGCCUUUGAAGCCCAGUAAACUGCAAAGAUUCCUGACUCAAAGGAAUAAAAUCAAUAGUUUCAUGAUGAAAGUGGCAGAGUAUGAUCAGGAUAUGACCUUACUGCUCAUGACCAACAACCCACCUCCCUGCUCUGUCAGCCAGGAGGGAAACGAUGGUGCUCUAAAAUACUUUCCUCCCGAGUUUCAGCUCAAGGAAACUUGCCAUCAGCACAAACCCACCAAGAACUUCUGCCUUCUCACAAUGCCUCAGAAAAAGAAGUUAAGACCAGAUCUGAAGUCAGUCUUCCCUAUGAUCCGGAUAGGUGACCCUACAGCGAAGGGACAACAGUGGUUUAGGUUUUCCACGGACAAUGAUUUCAAGACUGAAGGGAGGUAUUCCGAAAUCUAUGCUUUGAGGAAACAGAAAAAAAUGUAUCCUAAGCUCAUCUUCGCUCCAGUCUGCCAGAGAAGGGCAAAGGAAGCUGUUUCCAAGAAGUCAGAGGGUGAGUCACCAACUUCGCAAGUGCUCUGGGAACCACUGACAUUUUCAAAGCUCCUGGAAGUGAAGCCCACCAGAUGUGUGCCAGGAGAUAGCGUCUUUCGCUACGGGAGGGCCCAGCAGUGGGUUAUCAAAAAUGCCGCUGUCAUUAAGUGA